Molecule: messenger RNA, 2692 nt
Organism: Trichoplusia ni (cabbage looper)
Lineage: Eukaryota; Metazoa; Arthropoda; Insecta; Lepidoptera; Noctuidae
Gene: GCS1
Product: mannosyl-oligosaccharide glucosidase
Exons: 16
Coding region: 166-2583 (805 amino acids)
Biological process (GO): protein N-linked glycosylation; oligosaccharide metabolic process
Cellular component (GO): endoplasmic reticulum membrane
Molecular function (GO): Glc3Man9GlcNAc2 oligosaccharide glucosidase activity
Source: RefSeq, a predicted model, not a curated record
AGAUUACACACAACACUAAAAAGUCCAACGUCAAACGCGUUCGCGUAUUGAUGCUUUAAUUUCGCGAAUGCCGAUAAUAAUAUAAAACGAAAAAUACAAAAAUAUAUAAAAAGAAUCGUGUCAAUUUCUCAAAUAUAUCAUAGAUUAAACAUUAGUUUGUAAUAAAUGAUGGUUAGGCAGCGUAAAACGGUUACACAUAAGUCUAUAAAUAAUGAAACUAGUAGCAGUUCGGGAAGUAGCGAGUCGUCUUUUGGCAGUAAAACGUUUAAAUUCCUUUCUGUGUGGAAAACCGGCGUCGGCUUCGUAUGUUUCUUAAUUGCAGUGUAUAUCAGUACUUUAGGGUACUUGGAGACUAGAGUAAAUACUCCUUUCGACGAUGACAAGGUUGUCAAAGACAGCGGACUGGCGGUUCCAGACCGCUAUUGGGGUACGUACAGGCCUGGUGUGUAUAUGGGCUUGAAGAGCCGAGAGCCGAGGUCACCGGUCUUCGGUCUGAUGUGGUACGAGCUGGCUGCGGCUGCUCAGAAGGGGAUCAGACACUGGUGUGAUCAGAACGACAACCUAGCGACGUACGGUUGGCUGCGACAUGAUGGGGUCACAUUCGGGGAGCAGCUGAUAUCAGACCCCCCGCACAACAUCACUACCUCGUUUAUAAAGACCCCCGGAGGCGAACACGGGGGGCAAUGGACGGCCAGGAUCAAUGUCACUACGAGAGGCAACGCCAACGUGCCUUUCGUGCUGAUCUGGUACGCCGCUUUAGACGAGGCGCUAGGCCCGGCCGCGCCUCUCUCCCGCCUCUGGUAUGAGGACGGCGCCAUAUUGGGUCACACGCCGCAACUACACAACUUCAGAGUCAGCUUAGUGCCGCAUAAAGGCAAACUCCUCCACAAGUCGUUUUCUGAGGCGCACGCGCCCGGCCUGCACCUUCUUAAGGAGAAGUUCUACGCUCUACUUAAAGUAGAAAGACAUUCCACUUUCGGCAGACUGGCUGUGCUAGGUACUGAUGAUGAACUCAGUGAUAAGGAAAAAGACAUAAACUUCGUGCCAAUACAGAUGUUGGUCGAGACCCCGUUUGUUCUAGACGUAGUGUACACUAACGAGGACCUCCCCACCCCCCCUCUCAAGGGGGAGGAAUAUUCCAAGGCGUUGAAGGUACACCAGAAGUCCUUCGACGAGGAGUUUGAAGAGAAGUUCAAGUUGACCGAGAAGGGCUACCCUCCCCCGGACGUGGGGGCGGGGCGGGCGGCGCUGGCGGGGCUGGUGGGGGGUGUGGGCUACUUCUUCGGCGCGGGGCGCGUGCGCUCGCAGUACACGCGCGAGCCCGUCCCCUACUGGCGGGCGCCGCUCUACACCGCCGUGCCUAGCAGAUCAUUCUUCCCCCGCGGUUUCCUCUGGGACGAGGGUUUCCACGGACUACUCCUGGGCCGCUGGUCUCCCGACAUCGCCAUGGACAUCGCCGCGCACUGGAUGGACCUCAUCAACGUCGAGGGCUGGAUACCCCGAGAGCAGAUACUUGGUGCGGAGGCCCUAGCCCGCGUGCCCAAGGAGUUCGUGGUCCAGAGCAACGCGGCCGCCAACCCCCCCAUGUUGCUGCUGCAGCUCGCGGGGCUGGUCAGGAGACAACCCUCACUCUUCGACAGCCCCGGCAAGCACAGGGCGGCUUUGGACAGGAUGUUCAGCCGACUUCAGGCCUGGUACCAGUGGUUUCAAACUACCCAAAAAGGUGAAGAACCGACCUCGUACCGUUGGCGAGGCCGCGAAGAUGAUGGGUUGCAGCUGAACCCCAAGACUCUCACCUCAGGACUAGAUGACUAUCCUAGAGCUAGCCACCCAUCGGAUAUAGAACGCCACGUCGACCUUCGAUGCUGGAUGUAUGCUGCGGCUGAUGCCAUGGCCACCAUCGCGGAUGUCCUGCUCAGGGACUCCAGCAAAUACGAGGCUGUUCGUGACCAGCUCGCCGAUGAAGACCUUCUGAACGAGCUACAUUGGUCACCUCACACACAGACAUACGCUGACUAUGGUCUACAUUCCGAUGGAGUACGCUUAGUACGUCAGCAACCGAAGCAACCGGGUGAGGCUACACGCGUUGUUCGUAGUGUCACAGUACCGCCACAACCAAGACUCGUCACUUCCGCCUUCGGCUACGUGUCUCUCUUCCCGAUGUUAUUAAAAGUCCUGAAACCGGACAGUGACAAAUUAGGCAAGAUAUUAGAGGAUCUAGACAAACCUGACUUGUUGUGGUCACCUUACGGACUCAGGUCCCUAUCGAAGUCCUCGCCUCUAUUCAUGAAACGCAACACAGAGCACGACCCCCCAUACUGGCGCGGCCAGGUCUGGCUCAACAUCAACUACUUGGCCCUGUCCGCACUCCGCCACUACUCGCAGACGGGCCCUCACGCGGCCCGCGCCAGCGACCUGGCGGCCAGGCUGCGCGACAACCUCGUCCGUAACGUUUUGAACGAGUACAAGCGAACCGGGUACUUAUACGAGCAGUAUUCGGGAGAGGAUGGCAAGGGCUCAGGGUGCAAGCCGUUCAACGGCUGGACAGCAUUAAUAGUGCUUAUUAUGGCGGACGAUUAUUAGUAGGUAGAAAGUAGAUGCCGAGUGCUUGGGAAACCCAAACCCACUGAGCGUGUUGGUUCGAGCCCAGGACAAGCAUUUGUGUGAUCCACGAAUGCUUGUCCUGAGUCUG